Molecule: messenger RNA, 1665 nt
Organism: Drosophila sechellia
Lineage: Eukaryota; Metazoa; Arthropoda; Insecta; Diptera; Drosophilidae
Exons: 3
Coding region: 79-1404 (441 amino acids)
Source: RefSeq, a predicted model, not a curated record
UAAGCCGCAAAAAAAACGGGAAAUAUCGUAUUAUCAACUUGGACUAAAUCUGUUGAACUGCAACAUAGUCCCAGGACAAUGGACAAACUGGGAUUAGGCUGCCCCUUCUCCUUCCUGGUCGGAAAACCGCAGAGUAUGAGUGGGGGACCCGGUUUCCUGGAUCUCAACUACGACUGCUACCUUCAGAUAUUUUCAUAUCUGAAUGUGCUGGAGGAUCAGCUAAAUCUAGGCCGUGCCCAUCCACUAUUCCAGGUUGUACUGAAGGACAUUUUGCGAACGCGCUACAAAAAAAUCAAUGUGCGCCUUCUGAAAACUAUUCCGGACUGGAAGUUCCUGCUUCAGCUGUGCGGUUCCGAAGUGUCCAGAUGCGAAGUGCCCCAUGGUAGCUGGGAUGAGCCCUUUACCUACCCCUUCCUGGUGCUCCUGGGACAGCACUGCCCCAAUCUGCGACAGGCAGUCAUCAUAUUUAUGCACGCCGUCACAGAGUCGCCGCCGAAGAGUGGCGACAGGGGCUACAUCAUGCAGCUUCUCCUGCAGCUACCCAGUCUAACCAAUCUCACUCUGAUCGAUGCCAGAUCUGCACAGCUAGAUCAAUUGCGGCACUUCAGUAAACUGGAGGCCUUGGACUUGGAUGGAAUCGACCCAAACCUCGGCAACGCCUCCUUCCAGCAAAUGUUUGAAAAUAUGACUUGUCUGAAGCGACUGCUUCUUAAUUUCGGACUGAAUCGCAGGAGAUCUCACCAGGUCCCGCUGUUGGCAGAUAAGUUCCCCAACUUAGAUCACCUUACUCUCGAAAACUUUGAUGUGAACUUCCCGGAGUUGGGUGAAUUUAAAGGCCUCCGAUCCCUACGCCUAAUCUCACGUUGGACAGCGGAAGUGGACAACGACUUUUAUAGGUCGGUGUCCAAAAGCGCUAGUAACCUCCAAAAGCUACAGCUCAUAUCCGUCCGCGUUAGAGGUGACCAAGUGCAUCACAUUCUGGCGAUUAGCCAACUCAACGCUCUGGACUGUGAUAACUGGCCAGCUCAAUCGGUGUCCCAGUUGGGCCAGUUGAAAGACCUCGAGUGCCUGGCCCUGGAUUGCAUUGACUUACCUGCAAACCCAAUUCGCCAACUUAUGUUGUUGGUAAAAAAUUGCUAUAAGCUAAAUCAUCUGAGAUUGGGAACACGUUGGAAGAUGCCCACCGAGGAUGUAAAUCUAUUUUUGGAAAAAGUGGCGGGUGCACGAGCGGAUCGGAAAGAUAAGCUUUUGCUAACGCUCGACUUCAUUAAGACACCGGAUACUCGGAAAAAGUUCACAAAUAUUUUCAGGGAUCAUAAACACUUGCAAGUGAGUUUUGAUGGAGCCACAUGUCAUAACUGUCUCCGGGAUACCCUCUCUAAGUGCGAUACCAUCUUUGACUAGUGUUACUUCAGCUUAAGACUCACCUCACAGUGCGACUUCUCGAUGGCGACAGUCAGCCUAAGAGUCCAAUCGUUGUAGGAGAUUCCCUUCCCCUCGAACUCAUCUUCUUUUAUUUUGAAAUCAUAAACAUCUUGAUCGGAACGAUUGGCCCAUCCUUGCCAGUCCAUGAUUAUUAAUGGCAUUGGGUGAACCGUUUCCAGACGAAAAUCAAACGCCGGAUGCCACAAAAUACAAGUGGCAUGCGAGUCCGCGAAGAAUUGC